Diversispora eburnea is the source of this 690-nucleotide messenger RNA. The record is from the annotation of a GenBank genome assembly. NCBI's taxonomy places the organism in Eukaryota, Fungi, Glomeromycota, Glomeromycetes, Diversisporales, Diversisporaceae.
AUGUAUAAAGAUAGUGGAUUUGGAAUACAACCUCAUGAUUUCAAAAGUGCAGCUUUCGCUAUUCCGACAACAUGUGAUUUGUGUCAAAAUACUAUAUGGGGUAUAGCUAAGCAAGGGUUUACUUGUAAAGAUUGUGGAUAUAAUUGUCACGCCAAAUGUGAAAUGAAAGUACCACCCAACUGUACAAAAAAGAAAUAUAUUCGUCCCGCUCAUGGUUCUCGUGGCACUAUUUAUAAACCUUCUAAAUAUAAUUCUGUUAGUCGAUCAUCAUCAUCAGUUGCUUCUACUGGUAAAGUUGAUAAAGUUUCUAGAGUGGAAGUGGAAGUGGAUGAAAAUUUAGAAACAUGGACUGCAAAUGUAUUAUAUGAUCAUGUGGCUGAUAGUACUUCUGAAUUAAGUGUAUCUUCUGGUGAUAUCAUUACUGUUUUAGAACCUGAUGAUGGAUCCGGUUGGGUCAUGGCAUCAACUGAUGGAAAAUCAGGAUUAGUUCCUGCUGCUUAUAUUAAAUAUAUUUCUGAUGAUUUUCAAGCCUUAUAUGAUUAUGAUGCUCAAUCACGUGAAGAAAUUUCGAUAAAAGAAGGUGAUAUAAUAGAAGUUACAAAUCGUGAUAUUGGAAGUGGAUGGUGGGAAGGUAUCUUAAAUGGAAAAAGGGGACAAUUUCCUGCUAAUUAUGUCACUUCACUAAAAUAA